GCAGGUUUAAGCAGGUCUAUUCCAACAAAAAUAAACAACAGAUUAAUAAAUAAUUAACAAAAAAGGCUAUUAUUUAAACAAUUUAAUAAUGAGCUCUAAAGAUAAGGAAUUGUCCAAGUCCAAGUUUAAGUCGUUUCUAAAAAAUGCAAAAAAUCCACCAGGUUCCAAUGACAGAUGCCUGAGGCCAGAAAUCGAAUGGGAACUCAGGCCCGAACAGCCAGUGGCCCAAAGAUGUAAAAUAUUAAAAGAUCUAAGUGAGGUGCAUUUACAGUCCUGCAAUCUGGAUGAGACCACCAUUAUAAAACUUUGGGAUGUUACCAAAGAUUUAUUAGUGCCUACCAAAUCCUCCGAAUGCCGCCAGACUGCUUUGACUUUCUACAAACGUUUGAUUUAUACCCAAUACAAGAAUCUCACCUAUAUGCGUGAGCAGUUCUUUUUGGUCAUACAAAAUCAUGAGGUGCCUGAAGAUCUUAAACAUAGAUUGGAACUGUUGGAUACUUUGACGGAAAAUGGCAAGGAUAUUAAGAAUCUAGAGGAAAAGAUAGGACGCUUUAUGUUAAUGUGGCUGCAUGCCAUUGAACAGGCCAAUCUUCUGCGACCUUAUUUAGAUAUGCUGGUCAAUUUGAUUAAAUUUAAUGCCGCUCAUUUGGAUAAUGACAUUAUUAUUGGUAUAGUGCAAAAUGCCUGCAAUUUAAGCUGUUCUGUUUCGGAUGAAGACAUUGGCUUACAAUGUUUAUCCAUUUUGGAAAUGGUUAUGAGCUAUACCAUUUUUCCUAGUGAUCCUUUGCCACUAUUUGUUUUUACCUUAUGUCGCACGGUUAAUAUUGGUCCAUAUUGUCAUCCAUCGUGGAAGAUCAUGAAAAAUCUCUUGGGCACCGAGCUGGGUUAUCAUUCCAUGAAAAUGAUGUGCAACAUUUUAAACGAUCGCAAUCUAUAUGAGGAUAAUUUUCUGCUAAGAGGUGCCGUUUUUCAUUUGAAUAUGAAUAUUUUUGGUGCGCCCAUGGUUUUUCAAGUGUCACCAUUAUUCUAUGCCUCCAUGGUGUUGAAUAGUUUUUUGAGGGCUCUGGAUAGUCGUCAUGUUAGUGUCACCUAUGAGGUUAUCAUUGGCAUACAUAUAGUGAUUACGAAGUAUAAAUCGGAAUUACCGGAAAUUAUCUGGGAUCGUAUAUGUGAUAUAAUGUCAGCCAUUGUGGAUAAUAUAGAGUAUUAUGAGGGUUUUUCCACCACAACCAAUGGCUUGCUGCAACUCAAAAGUCAUUUCCAUGACAACAUCAGCUGCAUUGAGAAACUUUUGGAGGAUGACAAAACCAAAAUUCUAGCCAACUAUGAGCGUAUUUAUGAUCUUAUUGAACGUGUUGCAGAAAGUAGACCCGAAACUUCCGUCUUACUCUUAAUCGAUUACCGAUCUUCGAAAAUAACUGCCACUAGGCCAGAAUGGUUACUGUUGCUUAACACCUUUGUGCAGCGUUUCUAUAAAAUGUCCAAUACUCCCAUACGUAUUAAGGUUAUACAGUCAUUGGUUAAUAUUAUGGAUUUGAAUCGUUCCUGCUAUGAGGAGGAAAUUUUAGAACGUGUUGUCAUUCCCCUGUUUGCUCAUAUAUGCAAUGAAACCGAUGUCCAGUUGAGAAGGGCCGUAGCAGAUGCUUUGAUAGAUUUCACUCGGCACUGUGAUACCAAACGUUGUGGGGAGUUAUUGGAUAUAUUGGAAAAGAUCAUAAAUCGUCCCUAUGAGCUGCACAAACAAUAUGGCACGGACAUUAAGACCGAGCAAGAGAUACAAGAUGUCAUAACCGCUGUAGACGGUUUAAUAGAAGUGUUUGUUAUAAAAUUGUAUCGUUUGCCCUCAAGUCAUGCCAUUAAAAUAUUCAAUAUAUUAGUGGGCCACUUGGAGUUGCACUAUCAGUAUCCCAAAGUGUUUGAUCAAGUCAAUGUGGUUAGAUAUAAGAUAUUUUGUUGGAUGUUAAAGGCUCGAGCUAAUGCUUCUUAUCAUAUUGGUUAUCCCGAUCCCACCAAUAAUGAUAGCAUCAAGUUUAGCUAUUAUUUGGGCAUUGAUUCUAGUCUGCCGGUACAUGAUAUUAGUCAUCAUCAUCAACGCCAUUCUAUAAUGUCCCAAUCGAAUCAUGAUGUUGUGCCAAAUGCUCAUUUUACCACGAUUUCUAUAAAAAGAGCUUGCGAGACUAUUGUCAAGUGUUUGGAGAAGGAUAGAGAUUUUCAAAUCUUCCAAUUGGUCAUCAAAGAACUUCCCAAAGUCAUGCAAAACAAAGCUUUGAUACAAGGCAACGAUGUAGAAUCCCUGGCAGCAGCUCUUUUCAAAACUAUAUCCGAGAGCAAUAAAGCUCUACAUGUGGUUUAUAAAUGUACCAUAGAUGAAUUAAACUCUCUGGUUUUACCCGCCAUAGCCGCACUCGUUAUCUACCAUCAACAUCUACAGCCCUCCAAUCAAUAUAAAAUAAUAGAAGUGCUUAAAAUGGGCAUCUCCAAUAUUGGCAGUGGUAUAGCCACUAUAGCUACAAUAUGCAUAAAUACCAUGACUACUAUCAUAUUGGAAAUGCCGGAGGCCUUAAUGCGUAAGCUGCCGGAUAUUUUACUGCAAAUGUCGAAAAUGUCCGAUACACCGCCAGUGGCCAUACCGGUAUUGGAUUUUUUGUCCAUACUCAGCCGUUUAUCUAAUGAUCUAUGCACUAAUUUUACUUCACGCCAGUAUAUGUAUGUCUUUGCCAUCUCUUUGCCCUACACCAAACCCCAUCGUUAUGAUCAUUAUGUGGUUUCAUUGGCUCAUCAUGUUAUUGCUGGUUGGUUUUUGAAGUGUAAACUGGAGUUGAGAAGAAAUUGUGUUAAUUACAUUAUAAAUUCUAUACAAUCAAAUGCCAGCAUGUUGUAUGAGGACAUUAAUAAUUUGACGCGUAAUGUUCAACGUCAAGAUUUCCAGAGUUUAAAUGAAGACUCCUCGAAUCGUAAGCGCAGUACCAGUUUAACCGAACGUGGUAGUCGUAAUACUGCCGCCACGAAUGCACGCAAUCAUUCCGAAAUGCGUCCUCUGAUGAAUGAGGGUUUAAAAUCGUUUCAUGCUGAGCUGGCUGAGACAUGUAUUGAUUUUUUGGCACGCCACACAUUUUCGCCCUGUUCAGCUUUGCCGAAAAGACUUCCCGCCGUGGAAUAUCUUUUGAAAGAUGGCCACUCUCAGACUUGGUUAGUUGGCCAUAAUUUGGUAACCAUUACCACUUCGGGCUGUCCUUCGGGACCAACACGUAAUGGUCUGUGUGAUCGUUGUUCUCAGCUGGGCAAAGCUUAUACUUUAAGUCCUAAAAAUAGCACCGAUACAAAUCCGGGUACCACACCCAUAUCACCGGAAAUUAAUCAUACACAGGGAGCUCCCACCUAUGAACACCGUUAUACCAAAGUUUCGCUGCAGCAUAGCAGCGGUAAUGAGUCGGCAGGCAGCACUGAUUUAACAUCAUCCUCUUCUUCGACUUCACACACCACACAACGGCAAACAUCCAAUAGUUCUACGGCUUCGCUAGAAGCAUUAUCUCGUCGUGGUUCCAAUCCCGAAGCGGGUAGCACAGAUUUGGGUGUGGGCAGUACAGCGGGAGGUGUGGGUGGCGGCAGUUGUACUUCUUUGUUGGGCAAUUCCUUGUCUUCCUCUAGUGUCUGUGCUUCGCCCAUAUGUGUGCGUUCCUGUACCGCCUGGGCAGAAAUAUUAAUACGUCGUCCUACCGGCAAUAUAUCUUGGAUCACACGCAUACAAAAUCCCUUAUCAAAUGAUUGCUUUGGUUAUGAUGUACCCUUUAGCAGCAUGGUUUCACUAUUCUUGCCCACCCAUCAUGGUGGUGUCUUUGGGCCAGAUUUCUUGCAGGCAGAAAAUCUAGAAGAAGUUAAUGCUGUAUCUAAAGAAAUUAAGGAAACCGUACAAAAUGAGCCUCUUAAACACGAACUAAGCAUGACAAAAUCUCUGGAAGAGAAACCCAAAACUGUGACCAAGGCUAGAGCUUUACAAAGACAAGAGGAGAUUUCUUCUUCGGUCCAGGCGGUGGCUGGUACACAGGCCAUAGACAUACCCAAAAUGACAGCGUCGGGUAAAAGAGGUAAAGAGGCCUUGUGUGGCAGUGUUAGUGAUGGUGAGGCCGAUGAGGAAUACUUGGCCAUAGAGGGAGGACAAAUGCGUGCACGCAAACCGGUGCGUAGAGUUAAUUCCAGCCCGGAAAUGUCUUCUAGCUGGCGCAACACUUUCCUUGCGAAUAAACCGGCUCCCCUGUCACAGGAGACAGUGGCUGCUGUAGAGGCCAAUUCGGAAACGGAAUUGCAUGCCCAGCAUCAGCAACAACUGCAGCAGAAAAAGAAGAGUGUACAAUACAGCAAGGUAAGCUGUGAGGCCAUACCCGAGGAAAUAGCGGGCUCUACACCACCUCAACAGGCCGGCAAAUCCGAUGGCACACUCAAAGCUCCCGAGGCCUUAACAUUGCCGCCCAAACAAUUAUCAGCCGAUGAUGUUAGCCAGAAAUCAACAACCGUACAGAUGGCUGUGCAACAAUCAGCUUCAGCCACUUCACUGAAAUCUACCGGCACUGGUAAUACAGGAGAAGAGAAAAUUGUGGCCAAACCGCCCUUGUCUCCUGCACCAAUACACUCACCACGCAUGGAGAAAUCGCAUGCGCCCGCCAUUAAAUCCACUUCCUUUGGUUACCACCAAGGUCUGGCCAAAUCCAGCAGUGGCGGCAAUAACUCCAAUAUGUCCUCCUCCCAGGGAGGGCCCAAUCAAAAUAAUGACUACAACAAUGGCGAAAUGCGUGGUCGCUCCAAAACAAUUUCUGUGGUAAGAGAGGUAAAUAAUGGCAAAACCCGACCAACCACUACCGCGUUCGCCAGAUAUGGAGCCCCCAAACCCCAGCUUAAUACCAAACUUUGCAUGAAUCCCAGUUUCGUGUUCAUGCAAUUGUAUCACACCGGACAAAUGCAGGUAACCGAUGUGCCCAUCAAAGUGCCUCCAGAACAAAUGAGUGCUGUUAAUUUGUUGGAUUUGGCACCACCCUUUGAGACCCACAAAAUUGGUGUUCUGUAUGUGGGCCAAGGCCAGUGUAAUAAUGUGGUAGAGAUAUUGCGUAACUCGCAUGGCAGUACCAGAUAUGUAGAGUUUUUACGCAGCAUUGGCACUUUGGUUAGUUUGAAAGAGGCCGCACAAAAUAAUUUGUUUGUUACACUCGAUACAGAUGGAGCGGAUGGUAAAUUUACCUAUAUAUGGAAAGAUGAUAUAGUGCAGGUAACUUUCCAUGUGGCCACUUUAAUGCCUACCAAACUGAACAGUGAUCCCAAUUGUAAUGAGAAAAAGAAACACAUUGGCAACGAUUAUGUUAAUAUUAUAUACAACGAAAGUGGUGAAGAAUAUAAUCUCAGUACAAUAUCGGGUCAAUUUAGUUAUGCCUGUGUCAUAGUAGAACCAUUAGAGCUUAAUACUAAUCGUAUUUAUGUCAAGGCUCGUCCCGAAAUUGCUGAGUUUGUAUGUCAUCCAGGACCGAAAAUUGUGUCCGAUAAAAGUGCUCCUCUGUUGGCCCGGCAAUUGGCUUUGCAUGCCAAUCUGGCUUCUAAUGUUUAUCAAAGUCUACAAAAGAAAAAUCCCUAUGCUUCCAACUGGUUGGAAAGAUUGCGCAGCAUUAAACGUUUACGCACUAAGCUUCUCGAAAAUCAAACUCGUGGCGGUUCUACCGCUGCCAAUGCCGAUAUUGACGAUAAACAAAAUACAAAUCGUGAUUUUUCAAAAUACACUUAAUUUAAUAGUUUGGUUUUUCAAUACGAUACGUUUUUUUUUCUUCUUUUUCCAAAUUAAACGCCGCUUUUGUUAAGUAGAUUUUAAGUUGAAUAAUACAUAUAACGAUAUAUACACAAAAACACGUAUUUAACGAAAAAAAAAUAAACGCUUUGUAGCUUUCUUAAAAAA
This is a messenger RNA of Calliphora vicina (urban bluebottle blowfly), 5932 nucleotides long. RefSeq names its product tuberin (gene gig). Gene Ontology annotation, molecular function: GTPase activator activity. Gene Ontology annotation, cellular component: cytoplasm; TSC1-TSC2 complex; nucleus. NCBI's taxonomy places the organism in Eukaryota, Metazoa, Arthropoda, Insecta, Diptera, Calliphoridae. Gene Ontology annotation, biological process: negative regulation of insulin receptor signaling pathway; regulation of cell cycle; regulation of small GTPase mediated signal transduction. The transcript has 17 exons. The coding region runs from base 89 to 5764 and encodes 1891 amino acids. The record is from RefSeq and is a predicted model, not a curated record.